Messenger RNA from Malaya genurostris, 21452 nucleotides. RefSeq names its product low-density lipoprotein receptor-related protein 4 (gene Lrp4). Gene Ontology annotation, molecular function: protein binding; calcium ion binding. Bases 1017 to 7085 code for a protein of 2022 amino acids. The transcript is spliced from 10 exons. The record is from RefSeq and is a predicted model, not a curated record. NCBI's taxonomy places the organism in Eukaryota, Metazoa, Arthropoda, Insecta, Diptera, Culicidae.
CAGAGUCAGUCUGGAGUCGGCCACGUUCGAAAGCACAAGCAAAAGCAAAACCAUCCACAGCAUCCAACGGCGGUCACAGGGCGAAACGCAAUUUCACCCUGCCACCCAUUUGAACUGGAUUGAAAGAGACUACAGUGCCAGUGCUUACUAAAGGGAGUUCCUCCAUCUUUACUCGCGUGCUCAAGGAUGAAAAUCAAGUGAAACUAGGACCUAUGUGAAUUGUGGUGGUCAAUCGUAGGAAAAAAGCUGUAGGCUUCGGCCGAAUUGCAGUGAAAAAUGAGGUCCCAAGAUGGCCCUGCCCAGUGUUGAAAAUUUUCCAUCCCUCCACCACCACCACCUCAGUGAUUGAACAGUGAAUUUUAAAAAUGGAUGAAAAUCUGGUGCCAAGUGAGGAGAAGCCAGCAUCACGCCCACGUGCGAAAAUGACACUGCGAAAAGGAUAAAAUUGGAUCUUUUUGGCGAACAGCAGCAUCUCAGCGGCAAGAACUAUGAAGCAAGGGUAUAAGAGAAGAUUCCUACUGGGACUAGCCAUCACCGAUUUCGAGUUCCAGCAAAAUUGAAACAACACGAAAAAUGUGGUUCUGCGCCCAACAGUGAUUUUUACAAGGCUCCUACAGUGACAGUGCGGAAAUCGGUGAAAAGUGCUUUGUGAUUUUAGAAUUUUAUCGAAUUGGAAAUGAAAAACUAAUCCGUGUUUUCACCUGGGCACCACAAAAGCGCCAGCAACUGUGUCCGGUUCGGUUUUGUACUCAGCGAAAGAAGAAAAAAAAAGUGAACCGAAACGCCAUCCAAUCAAUCAAAGUCAGGCAAAGGAUUACUGCCACUGGAUUGUGACCACCCCCGGAUUAUUUCCUUACAGUACCAUCACACCCAGACACACACAAACACACACACGCUUACUAAAUUCACUCACAAAACGGACAAACACCAGCCGCACCUACACAAACGCAUCGACGGACGCGGAACGGAAACGGGAACGGGAACUAAUUUGCGUCCCCAGCGCCAGACGAGUGAUCAUGAGCAGCAACAUUUGGAACGGGCUGAUCGAUCGAAGUCGGAGUGGAUUUUUACGGAAUGUCUCGGGACGGCUCUUUGGCAUGGUUGCCACCUUCUCGGCACUGCUGCUGGUCAUCGGAGUUGUGGUUUGCGACGAGGAAACUACCGCUCACCCACUGGACGAUCACCGACGCUACUCACAGCCAAUACUGUAUCCCGGUGCCAAUCAGUUCACCGGGCCCCGGCAGCUAUAUCCCUCCUCCGGUAAGGUGAAAUCCUCCGAAGGUCGACUGGUGAAGACGAAAACGAAUCCGAAAGCAAGACCGAAUAUCCGAACGCCGCUACCUCCGGGGAAAAUUGUCCUAGCACCGAGGCCACUUCCGCCGGUGUAUGGAGUCGGGCAAGAGCUGCCCCAGGAUUUACGUAGUCACCGGUCCCGCCCGGUACCGAUCUAUGUUCCGCCCGGUUUCGGUACCAUCUACCACGGUAUUCACAGGCCGGCCGGUGGAGAGCGUACCGAAGAUUACAGACCGCAUCACAACGGUUACGAUUACUCACUGGACAAAGUGUUUGUCCCGGAGGGGGAUCUGCUGAGUGAGGGUGUCGGAAAUGGAGAAAGCGUGUCCGGCAUGGACAGCUGUGAUAUACGGUGUGAACCGAAGGAAUUCCGAUGUGACAAGAGCUGUGCAUGUGUCCACAUGGAUCUGCACUGCAACGGGCAGGCGGACUGUAUUCUGUCGGAAGAUGAACAAAACUGUGAAGCCGUACAGGAGGAAUUGGUAAAGCAGAUGAAGCAGAGCUGUGAAGCCAGUGGAUCGCACGUGAUCUGUGCCACGACACAUACUUGCAUUGCGAAGCAGUGGUUGUGCGACGGUGAUGAUGAUUGCGGUGACUACACCGAUGAAACGCACUGCGGAUCGCGGAACGAGUGCUUCGAGGGAAAGUUCCAGUGCCAGAACGAACUGUGCAUUCCGCGGGAAUGGGUUUGCGAUGGAGACAACGAUUGCAACGAUUUGUCGGAUGAGCGGAAUUGUUCGAGACAAUGCACCCAGGACGAGUUCCGUUGCCACGACGGAAGCUGCAUUUCGGCUUCGUUCGAGUGCGACGGGGAAGCGGACUGUAUCGACGAAUCGGACGAGAUGACGUGUGAUCGGCCAAUGCAAAGCUGUCCGGAGGGAGAAUUCAAGUGCAAAGGAUCACUGGGCGGUUUGGGCGGACCCGGAGGACGCUGUGUGUUGAUGCGGUUCCGCUGCGAUGGGGAUAACGAUUGCGGUGAUUGGAGCGAUGAGGAGGGUUGUCCCAAAAAGCAAGUUCUCUGCACGGCAAACGAGUUUAAGUGUGACGAUGGAGAUUGCAUUCCGGUACAGUGGCGUUGUGACGAUAAGCAGGACUGUAACAAUGGGGAGGACGAGAAAGGCUGUCCGGUGGAUAAGCUAGGCGGGAGAACGUGUUCACCGGAUGAGUACACUUGCAAAGAUGGAAGAUGUAUUCUGCGUUCGUGGGUUUGCGACGGAACAGCGGAUUGUAAGCGGGGAGAAGACGAACAGGACUGUGACACAAAGUGUGAAUUGAAUCAAUUUGCUUGUCCUUCAAACAAUCGAAACAGCUCUAGAGAUUCACUCUGCAUCAACCAGAAGCACGUGUGUGAUGGUCACAAGGAUUGCGUUGAUGGUGAGGACGAACUUCGCUGUCCGAUCGUCCAUCCUUGCAAUGCCCAUUCACGAUGCGAACAGUUGUGUGUGACCGCGUACAGUGGUCGAGAGGAGUGCAUGUGCCGACCAGGUUUCCUCCUGCACGGCAAUGAGUACAACUGUACCGACAUCGACGAAUGCACAAUCGUCAAUAAUCCCGUCUGCUCGCAGGAAUGCAUCAAUACGGUAGGGAGUUUUCGAUGUGCCUGCAAACCGGGUUACAUCCUGAGACCGGAUCAGCGUACCUGCAAGGCUGUGGGAGGAGCCGUCAAACUUCUAAUGGCGAAUCGUGCCGACAUUCGUCAGGUUUCGCUGUCUAACAAUCAGUUCACAUCGAUCGUUAAGGGAUUACCGAACGCAAUCGCAUUGGAUUAUCACUACCAGCAGGACUUACUGUUCUGGACGGAUGUUUCGAUCGAUGUCAUCAAACGAUCGUAUCUGAAUGGGACUGGUAUAAAGGAUGUCAUUAAGUGGGGUUUGGAAUCCCCGGGAGGUUUGGCUGUUGACUGGAUUCACAACUUACUCUUCUGGACGGAUUCCGGAACUCGACGCGUCGAGGUUUCCACGUUCGAUGGUAAACUGAGAGCGGUUUUGGCUGCAAAUGACCUAGAUAAGCCUCGAGCCAUUGCAGUGCAUCCCGGAAAAGCAACCGUAUUCUGGACAGAUUGGGGAACCGUACCGAAAAUCGAGAAAGUGUACAUGGAUGGAUCCGAGAGACAGACCAUUGUAUCCGAAUCCAUUUUUUGGCCGAACGGUCUGGCAAUUGAUUACACAACGAACCGAAUCUACUGGGCCGAUGCCAAGCAUGUGGUGGAAAGUGCUAAUUUUGAUGGCAAAAAUCGGAAGAAAAUUCUCAGCAACAACCUUCCGCACCCAUUCGCCAUGACUUUGUUCGAGGAUUCCAUGUACUGGACUGACUGGCACACCAGAACGGUGUCAACGGCAAACAAGAUCACCGGUCGAGGAUUCCGAAUAGUUCACGAAGGCCUGCACUUCCCCAUGGAUAUUCAAAGCUAUCACCCAUCGCGACAACCAGAAUACACCAACCGUUGUCCGCUGGAUCAGCACGGUCGCCAUGGUGGAUGCUCUCACCUUUGUCUACCGAAUAGAAACCAUCGACGCUGCGCUUGUCCAAUUGGUCUCACACUGAAAGGGGAUCAGCGGACAUGUUCUAAUGUUCCUGACAAGUUGCUUUUGAUUGCUCGCAAGAAAGACAUUCGUGUUCGACAGUUGGAUCAACAGAAUCCGACCAAAGGAGUAGACAUGGUAGUUCCGUUGGACGGCAUCAAGUCCAACGUAGCCAUCGAUUGGUGCAGUCAAACGAACGUAAUCUACUGGACCGAUGUGGGAAAAGGCAUCAUCAGCCGAGCAUUUAUCAACGGUAGCCAGCAGGAGGCUAUCAUCAAAUCGAAUCUCAUCUCUCCGGCUGGUUUGGCAUUGGAUUGGAUUACCAACAAGAUCUACUGGACCGAUGCUGGAACGAAUCGGAUCGAGGCAGCAAGUACGGAUGGCAAACAACGGGCACUGCUGAUUUGGGAACGUUUGGAUAAACCUAGAGAUAUUGUGGUACAUCCCAGUGAAGGCUACAUGUUUUGGUCCGAUUGGGGAUCCAAUCCGUUGAUUGAACGGGCCGGUAUGGAUGGAAGUGGUCGAGUUACGUUGGUAUCGGAGAAUCUACAGUGGCCCAAUGGGUUAGCCCUGGAUACCGACAACCAUCGGCUGUACUUUGUUGACGGUGGCACGAAGGCUUUGGAGUAUGUAAACUUUGACGGCACGGGCAGAAAUCGCUUGAUCACGGAAGGCUUGAAACAUCCGUUCGGGCUGGAUGUCUAUGACAAGAAGGUAUACUGGACAGAUUGGGACACACACAGCAUUCAGGUAGCGGAUAAAUUUACCGGUGGAGAUCGGCACACCAUCUUGGCGAACAACACCGAUUUGAUGGACAUCCGGGUGUUUCAUCGGACACGCAAGGAUGCUCGUAAUCCGUGCGGUGCUCGAAACGGAGGUUGCUCCUACAUCUGUCUGCUUAGUCCUUCGGGGUACAGCUGUGCUUGCCCGAUUGGAAUACAAUUGAAUGACAAUAGCAAAACCUGCAAGGACGGCCCGUCUAACUAUCUGAUCUUCGCACAUCGUACCGACAUCCGGCAGGUUUCGUUGGAUAGCGAUUACCAGAUUGACGUCGUGCUGCCGCUUCCGCCGAUAUCGAAUGCUGUCGCGCUAGAUGUGGACGCCCGAACCGGAGAUAUCUUUUGGACGGAUACGAUCGAGGACGUCAUAAUGCGAUCGUCACCGGAUGGCAUGCGAGUGAAACAGGUGCUCAGUGAAAGCAUGGACAGCGUCGACAGUAUGGUGGUGGAUUCGAUCGGGCGUAAAAUUUACUGGGCAGAUGCUGGACGUUGCUCGAUUGAAGCUAGUGAACUCGACGGUAGCAUUCGAACCGUACUGAUCUGGAACGAUUUGAUACAACCGAAGGGGAUUGCAAUGGACUACGAAAGUGGCUAUCUGUUUUGGUCCGAUUGGCGUAAAGAACCGAUCAUUGAACGCGCCGAUAUGGACGGCGAACGACGGAAGGUGAUUGUGGCUACGGAUCUUGGUUAUAUUUGUGGUUUAGCCGUGGAUGGGCAUGAGAAACGUAUCUACUGGACGGACGCCAAAGCUAAAACGAUUGAGUCCUGUGAUAUGAAUGGAAAUUCCCGCAAGAUGCUAAUUGAGAAUCUACAUCACCCGUACGCACUGGCAGUUACUCGCAAUUGGGUCUACUGGACGGAUUGGAUCACCAAGGCACUACAUUCGGUACCGAAGACAAACACUAGCAAGAUUCGUAAAGUGGCCAGCGACUUGGAGCAGUUGAUGGAUGUUAAAGUUGUUCUGGAACUGGAUGAGUAUACGGAAAAUCCGUGCGGUAAAAACAACGGUGGAUGUUCACAUUUGUGCUUGAGGAAACCCAAAGGCUACUCAUGCAAGUGUCCCACUGGAUUGCUCAUGAAAGAAGGAAGUACAAAGGAAUGCAAGCAGGUUCCCGAUGAAUACCUUCUGAUCGCGUUACGUUCCGGCAUUGGUCGAAUAUCGUUGGACACACAGGAUCUGUUUGACGUGGUUCUUCCGUUUGAGGGUGUUCAUGGAGUGGUUGCCUUGGACUACCAUUUUGACCGCAUGUACAUUUUCUACGCGGACGUCAAUGUCGACGCAAUCCGUCGAGUCAGUAUGCACAAUCUUUCCGACUCCAAGGUUAUAGUUGCUAGCGGACUUAACACUCCCAAUGGCAUUGCCGUUGACUGGUUGGCGGAUAAUCUGUACUGGACGGAUGCAGCACUGAAGAAAAUUGAAGUGUCCCGCCUGGAUGGAACCUGUCGGAAGGCUUUGCUAACCGGAGGUUUGGACGAUCCACGAUCGAUCAUUCUGUAUCCCAAGCGUGGUUUCAUGUUCUGGGCUGACUGGGGCCAGGCACCGAGAAUCGAACGAGCCUACAUGGACGGAUCAGAAAGGCGAAGCAUUAUUGAUUCGGAGCUCGGAUUCCCGACCGGUCUUGCGAUUGACUUUGACGCAAAGAAACUGUACUGGGCUGACGCUCAGCAGGAUCGAAUUGAGAUGUGUGACUUUGAUGGGAAACGUCGCACUCGUGUCAUCUCCCAGGCUACACAUUCAUUUGGAUUGACGCUGACCGCCAGCCACAUGUAUUGGACCGACUGGCACAACAAGUCGGUCCUGCGGGCUCCGAAGCGUGUCGCCUCUCCGGUGGAAGAGGUUCGUUUUGGACUGCGAGGUGCUCUGGAGAUUCGGUCGGUUGCGGGUAGCCGUCAACCGCAUGAUUGGAACCCCUGCGGUCAGGACAACGGUGGCUGCAGCCACCUGUGUUUGUUCGCCGAAACACGCUACGUCUGUGGUUGUCCCGAUGUCCCAGACGAAACCCACUGUCGGCUGGAACCGGCCUUCAAUGUACCGAUCAAAACGAACGACGAAAUCACCGUUACCCUAGAGGACGAUAAACCGGCCAAGUCGAACGGAUCCACCGUGUUGAGCAAGAACAAAAUGCACGCCCAAUUAGUUAUUAUCGCUACCGCCAUUCUAGCUGGCUUACUCAUUAUAGUAGUCAUCGCCAUCCUAGUGCUGAUUGUAAAUUCCAAGCGGAAACAAAGUAAGAAAACGUCCCGCAGCGGUAGCGACGUACUGACGUUCACCAAUCCCAACUACAACGGCGUCGACGGGCUGUGCCAUUCCGGUGGUGAAGCCAGCACCUCUCGGAACACGAUCUGGAAGCGGCUCAAGUACGAUCGGGCUCAGGAGCUGGUCUACGAGGAGAAAUUCCUGGGUCCUCCCCAUGGCACCGCGACCACCACGCUCAUUUCGCCGGCAUCAUCAUCGCAGAUCUCCUCGGCUUCGGCAGUUCUUCCAGUGUAAUCCAACUGAUACAAGAAAACAUCGAAAGGUGCACUACUAACGGAUAAAACACACAGCUCAAACUCAAUCUUACCCAGCGGGAACCGAAGAUGAUGACAGAAGCAUAAAGCAAAACCAAAAAAAAAAAACAAAAACAAAAAAAAAAACGAAAAACUGAGAUUAACUAUAUAAUAUGCUACCAUUAAAAUCAAUGAAACAUAUUCACUGACGAGAUCGUUCAAGGUAAUUCAAGGCAGCUACACUAGAAAGAGAUAAACUAAAACAAAACAUUUAAAGAUGAUACCUAAGGUUGAGUAAACAAAAUGUAUCUACAUAUAAAACAAAAAAAAAACAGAGAGUUAUAAUAUUUUUAUCAAACAUUUUUUGUAUACAGAGUAUGGGAUUUUUCUUUGAGUCCUUUUUUACGACACAGCAGCAGCGUCCGGGAAAGGCGCAAUCGGGCAAAAGAGAGAAGAAGAAAACAUCACGAAAGUUCUAUCAUUACCUCUUCUUUCGAGAGUUUUUUGUAUGUACAGUGAAAUAAAAAGUAUAUGCAAAAUAUAUGUUAAAUUGAAGGAAACUGUAUUCGCUUCCAGUCGGUGGCAACCGGAUAAUUUCAUGGUUAGCAACCGGGAAACGAACUUAUGAAAGCUUUGACAAUUUUUGCACAGAUGAACAAAUUAAUGAAAAUAAAUGCAACUUGCCCAACACAUACCAGCAAAACAAAAACAAAAAAAAUGGAACAUAAAACAACAAACAUUAAGAAGCAUUAUUAUGAAACUGGUUGUAAUUUUAUCAACAUUCGCAUUCAAUCGCAGACAUCCCAUACGAAUACUAGCAAAACCAAAAACUCUAUAACACUAGUGGAUGGAAUAAAGUAUAAUAGUGGAUAUAAACAAAUGAAAGAAGAACAAAAAACAGAAAAACACUACUAUUUUAAAGACGUAAAAACACAGACGCGAGUGUACACAAUGCAACUACUACAACUCUCCAACCAGCUGAUGUGCAUUCAUUUUUAGUUUUUCCAUCACAACCAAUCACGGAAGAAGCAUGUAGCUCUGAUACCGUGGCAACCGUUUAGUUUCCAUGCUGUGUAAAAUCACUAACAUAAUCUGAUCACUUUCGGUAGAAAAGGUGGAGCUGAAAUUUUCGACUAAUAUUCAUAGAUUCGGGCAUACACACUUAAUUUUAUUUACUGAACUUAGUAAUAUUUUACCGACUUUUACUCAGCUGAACGUACCGCAAUCAGUUCAGUAAUUUGUUUAUUGAAGAACGUUCCGUAAAACUGAAGUUUGUUCGAGCUGUCAUUUUUCUCUAUACUGAUCAGUAAUUUGUGAUGAGGGUUCGGUAAUAUUAUACUGUUUAGUCAGCACGGGAAGAUAACCGAACGUACUCUCAAAAAACAACCAAUUAGUUCAGUUAUUCGAACAGUUCAGUAUAGCAUGAAAUCAAUAUUAAAUAUUUACUUUAAUGUUUGAAAUUUCGGAAAACACACACCAAAACAAUUGAAAUUCAAAUACAUUUUGUUAUUUAUUCAAUAGAUAAGUAUUUUUCUAUAAAAUUAAAUUAAAGCUUCCGACAAAAAAAAAAAGGGAAUUGCAUCCAUCUACUAUUACGAUGAAAUGUUGUAGAAAGAAUUAUAUUACUUACUGAAUAGUUCGAAUAACGAAGCAUCCAGACAUUGAACUUUGUUCAAAAUUGACUCUAAUUUACUCACUUUGCUAAAAUUCAACUAAAAUACAAAAUGGCGUGCUGGGUGUUUGCGUAUAACAAAUGGAUUCGGCCAUUUUUACCGAAUGAAUGGUUAAAAGUUGAUAAACUGCUGAUCGUUCCGUACAAUUUCUGUCAAAUUUACCGAAUUAUUUCAAAGUGCUAACUGUUUGGUACAAAAUUACCAAGUUUUCGGUACAUGUACAACCGAAUUUCGGGGAAAAAAAUAUGCGGAAUAUGUCAAUUUGUAUAGGAAUAGCGGACAAUUCGAUUAUUUAAAUCAAAGUGAUGAUUUUUUCCGCAAAAAUAUUACCGAACUGAAAAUUCGAAAAUAAGUGUGUAUGGGUCGCCAUAGCAAACAUUUUUUGUUUGGCCAAAUAAUUUGCACCGCUGAGCAGGGAUGCCAUGUCAUUUUUUCAAAAAUCUGUCAAAAAUCAAGUCAAAAACCUGUCUGUGAAAAUCUGUGCCCGUUUCCCGUACCAUAAUAGCAGAUCGAAAUCAAUUUGAUGAGCAAAAAUAACCGCUUUGUACCUUUUUCUUCAACCGCUCUGUAUAUUUUGAUGCCAAACUGUGCUCGCUUUCAAAAAUCUGUGAAAAUCUGUGAUUUAUUCCAGAAUCUGUGAAAAUCUGUAAAUCUGUGAUCAUUUUCCGAAAUCUGUAAAAAUCUGUGUCAUUUUUAAAAUCUGUGCAGAAAAUGAAAAAUCUGUGAAACACAGAUUAAUCUGUGAACCUGGCAUCCCUGCCGCUGAGUACUCGGUAAUCAUCUCGUCAAAUGAUAAAAUUGCGGAGUCUCGGCGAUCUCAAAUUUGACAAACGUCAGUUGUAACCGAACUGUUUGUUCGGCAUAAUCUUUACUGAAUGUUCGGUAGAAGCAGCGAGGUGAAAUUUAUGAAUUACUGAGCCUUCAACAAUUAAAAGUAAACAAAGAAUUCGUGUUUUUAAUCGUAAACACAUUCAGUUAAGUAUUGAGAUUUCAUUUUAUUUCCUUAUAUACAUACAAAAAUAUACAUUACAUUACUCAUGUUUCGAGUAGGUACAAUUGCAAAAUAUGCAAUUCAGACUAAACGCGGAUUACCAAAUAUGUUGGUUGACAUGUCGUCUCAGUUCUUCGAUCAGGGUCUGGAAAGUGUUUUUUUAUAAAUGAUUAACAAUAAUUUUUAGUAAUUAUAUUCACUGGAUAGAUCGUCACUGGACGCCCUUUAUUUUGGACUAAUUCCGGAAAUUUUCUCCGAAAUUUUUCGUCAGAAAAUAACUCCAAGCGAAAAUAUAAAACUUAGAUGACAGUUUUCUCACCGAAGUUCGGCUGAAGCUAAGACGUAUUUUGAAAUUUGGAUUGUCAAGUGUUUUUACAUCAGUUUGUUUUGAAAAAUGUUCCAAACAAACUAAUAUUUCUCUUUUGAAUUUCUGCUCAACGAAUGCGAAGAAAACUGCUUUUGCGUCUUCCAGCAAUGGUCGUUUUUCUAAGAUUGUAACUUGCCCCUUAACUCCGACUUUAACCUGGUUGUGGUCGUUCACCGGGGUGGGAAUUAAUGGUAAUUACAUUUUAUUUGGUUUGAAAUGUUUUUCCGUAAAAGCAAGUGAGAGUUUCGCUUUAUUCACUUAUUCUUUUAUUAAUUAUCAAGUGGUUCCCACGUGUAUCACUCAACUGUUUGUAUAAAAUGAUACCGGGAACCUUCGACUUUCAAACGGAACUGUAAAAUCCAAGAAAACUUUUAUAAUCACGUCACAAUAAUCGAAAAUGAAAGUAAACAAACAGAAACUGUCAUUUGCUCAUACGGCUAUUUAAAAAAUCAACCGUGAAUUGUCCUCAACACAACAGUGUUCUUCGGUCCUGUACACCCUCAUUCAACAUAACUCAAAAUUAAGUGACACACUAUUCAAAUACGCAAAACGUGCACGUACUCUAAACUUGAGUUACCACCUAUCUACUCAUUUUUGAGUUAGAAGAAAAAGCUUUCAAAAUUUGAGUUUUUUUUUCAUUCGAUAUAUGGAAAAAAUAUUUUUUUCCAAAAAUUGAGUGAGUUUAACUCAAAACUUGAGUUCUUUGGACUCAAAAUAAAGACAUUCUUAUUCGUAAAUGUUUAUAUACAAAGUCAUUCUUCUUUCUUUUUAAUGGAAAGACCAGAAGAGUGAUUCAAAGCCUUUUGACCGGUUUGGAAUCGAAAUUGACCGAUUUUGUAAUCCUUAUGUUGUACUUCUCACUCAGCAUAACUCAAACCACAAAAUUUCCAAUGAAAACAUCUAUGAUUGAUAAUUUUUGGUUUCAAAAAUCAAAUCUAAAAACGACAAUAAAAAAUCGACAACUUCUUGCUUCCUCAAAUUCGAUGAGAAUAUUCCGAUAAAGAAAACGCAUUGAACUGCUAGAAGUAUUUUUUUCACUCAAAUGUUUGAAAACUCAACGCUUACUCUAUUGUAUGAAUAAAUGCGAGAGAAUUCAUAUCCUGAGCAAAUUUUACUCAAAUUCAUACUGAAAUUUUGACAUAUUGUUCCAGUUCAUGAAUUUGAGUGAUCGGAACUCAAAUCAUGAGUUAUGUUCAAAGAGCAUGUAGUUCCGGCCAUGAGUUAUGUCGGCCGUAUCGGAUGAGAUUUGAAAGCGGACUGUGAACGACAAAAUCUUAAUCGGCAAUGACGUGACACCGGAUUCCCGUGGGAUGGUCCGGAAAAAAUAUCUUCCACAACUCAACGCUUUAAAUAAUAGAGAUGGACAAUUCGCUCCUGAGCUGUUCCAGUGAAUCGAAUCAUAGAAGUGAACUGACAGCUCACAGCUCUUUUUGAAAGACCCGUAGCUCACUGGCUCACUCAGCCACGUUAUUGAAAUGACGGAAUGAGCAAUGGAUUCUUAUGUACGAUUUAGACGCUUCGACUUCUUCCAUCACAGUCAACCUCCGUCACUGUCACCGUCAACAUUAAUAGCAUGUAUUCUUACGGAGCCAUUCACACGUAACGUCACCGUCACGGAACGUCUUGACGGAUGGAGCGUGUGAAAGUUCCGGUAAAGAAAGUAUUAAACUAAUUUUGAUGGAAGCUGACGUUCCGGUGACGGUGAGGAAAGAAGGCGGACCUUCUGAAUCGUACAUUACUCGACUGCACGAUUUUUCAGAGCUCGAUCGGUUCAGUACUAGAAUUUUCGUCUGAGUCGGAUGCUCGAGCAACCCGAUUGACAGUGACAUUACAAAUGUCAUUGAAUAUUCGUUCAUUUCAUGUAUGAGUUAGUGUAAAAGUUAGGUGACUUACGCCAUUUUAAUACACUCCAGCUGGAGAAAUGGACGAAUUUUCUCGCCGAUUCGGAACUCAUUCGGAUCUGAUAAUGUAAGCAUUUGCUACCCAGCUCACCGCAUCAUGAAGAAAGGAAAGAGCUGAACGGAUCUUCUGUUUUUGAAGAGCGAGUUCUAUACGAAUCCUUCUCUUACCUUUCACUCAGUAGGCUAUCCAGAGAUGCCAGGUAAAAGUUUCAAAUAUCUUCAGACAGGAUUGGAAAAGUCUGUAUAUCCGAAAAAAAUCUGCAGUCAGCAAGAAUGUCUUGCUGGCAGCCAUUUCUCUAUAAAGUAUGAUACACUAAACUGAUUUGGCGAGCUAAAAAAAACGACAAUUUGAAAAGUCUGUAAAUUUUGGCGAAAGUCUGCGAAAAACUCGAUUUUCAAAUGUCAGUCUGUCUGCACAACAAAAAAUGUCUGCAACACUAUGUACGAAAUCUGCAAAUUUACAGACAAAUCUGCAGAUCUGCUUCGGAAUUCCAUGUGGAAAUCAUGUGGAAUUUCGAAUCAAUUCCAACUAGAGUGCAACAACCGAUUCCGAAUGAAUUUCGCCUAGAGUGCAACAACCGAUUCCAUCCUUGCAGAGGAGCCGUUUUCGCAGAUAUUAAACAAAUCAGCUGUUUUUCAAAGAUGGGCGAAUCUUACAAAAGUAAACAAAUCGAGUUUCUCUCACCGACCAACAAAAGCUUCAAAAUUCUACAAUUUUGCCUAAAAAUUCGGAAGCUACAAAAAUCUCAAUAUUUGUAAUCCAAAGAUCUAAAAAAGGCGAAACUGUCAUUCCAUUUGUUUACGUAAGUUUCGUCCUCCGUGUUCCAUGCCAACAAACAGGGCGAUACUUCAAUCGUUAGUAAGGAAGGGCGAAACUAUUUAUUUUCUUUAUUUUAGAUGGUUUCCGAACCUAUUACUACUGGAAAUAGUAUCAGGAAUCAGGAAUCAAAACAAAUUGGCUCAAAUGGCACGUUCCCCUUGAUAUUUGGAGAUUUGUGCCUUGCCAUCAAUAUGUUUUUAGCAUCAUUUUCCCGAUAUAUAAGAGGGAAGGAUUGAAAGGAAAUGGUAAGGGUUGGACUAGGAGGAUGGGAAAAAUUGACGACACAAAAACACAUAAAAGCAGAAGUAAAUUCUGCACCCCUAAGGGAUGCUGAACAAUCUGCUGAGGAUCACAUUUAGUGGAAGCAGAAGGAAAUUCUGAACCUCUACGAGGUCCCGAACAGUCUGCUGUUAAUAAAACCUCCAACCCCCGAGAGGAUUUAGAGAUCUUACAAAAGCGACACCAUUCUGCACUCCCGGAAGAAUGCAGAACGACUCGCAGUAUGUACGAGCAGAAGUAAAUUCGGUACCCCCUAUAGGAUGCCAAACAAUCUGCUAAACCCUAUUUAAGGUGAAUACAGAAAGGAUUCAUUCACUCCAUGAAGAACGAUGAAUCCUUCUGACUAUAGCUCCUUACCACAUUGGGUGAGAAACGAGAGAAUAUCCUUCAAUUUUAGCUCCGCAUACACAGACUCAACCAUGUAUGGAGAACCAAAAACCCGGAUACGUAGCUGCGUCAAUGCGGGACAGUUACAUAUCAGAUGAUAUGAAGUACCGUAAUCGCAUUCACACAAAUCACACGAAUAAUACUCAGCACGUUGAAUAGUAGCCAUGUGAUAAUUGAGUUUGCAAUGUCCAGUCAGAGCUCUGACCAGAAUACUGCAAUGAUACUUGGAGAAAUGCAGUAGACACUUUGACAUUUUCAGAUUUAAAUCUGGUAGAAAUGCUUUUGUCUGAGCGCAAGUUUGCAAGCUGCGCCAGUAGCUGCCAUGUUUGGAUGCAGCCCAAGAACGAAUCUUGUGCGUUAUCCAACUAGUUGAAAGUGGUAAAGCUGGUUCAGGACCAACGAAAUCAUUCGUUGCACCAGCUCUAGCCAACUCAUCAGCGGAUUCAUUUCCAGUAAUACCAGAAUGGCCGGGUACCCAUAAGAAGUAAACAGCAUUUGAAAUGCUGAGGUCUUCAAUUUGAGUUCGACAUGCGAUCACUAGAUUCGACCGUGAGUCAUUCGAACUGAGUGCUUUUAAGGCUGCCUGACUGUCGGAACAAAAAUAAAUACGUUUACCACAGAUCCUCUGCUGAAGUGCCGAUUGUACUCCUCACAGAAUUGCGUAGAUUUCUGCUUGGAACACAGUACAGUAUCUACCAAGUGAAUGAGACUGCUCCAGCCUCAUUUCACGACAGUAGACACCAGCACCAGCACGACCAUUCAACAGAGAACCGUCCGUAAAACAAACUAUGUGUUCAUCAAGUUGUCGUUCCAUACAACCAGACAACCAUUCCUAACGAAGAGGAUAGCUCACAUUGAAUGUUUUAAAAGGAAAACUGCAUGUGAGAGUUAGGUCACUAGGAGCGACUAAAUACUCAUCUCACGUAACCAUUUGAGACCACAAGCGAGUGUGGCUGGUAGCAUAAUCUAAUGGGUUACUGUUCCAAAGCCCUGUAACCCUAAGACGGUAUGCACAAGAUAAUGCUUCUUGUUUUAGGAACACAUGUAGUGGUUUAAUACACAGUAGCGCCUCUAGAGCAGCAUUAGGAGUUGUCGUGAAUGCUCCUGUCAUCGCCAUUAGGACCAUCCUUUGGAGAUGAGUUAGCUUUGACUGAACUGUCGCGACUUCUCCUUUCUGCCACCAUACAAGACAUCCAUAUGCUAAAAUUGGUCUAACAAUAGUUGUGUAGAUCCAAUCAAUGUAUCUGGAUUUGAGUCCCCAUGAUUUUCCAAAAGCUCGUCUGCAUUGGUCGAAAGCCAUGCAAGCUCUUUCAAUCCUGAAGUCAAUGUGAGCAGACCAAUUCAGUUUUGAGUCAAGAAUAACCACGACGUAUUUAACUUGAUCGACCACAGUGACCUCUGAACCAAAGAACUGCAACGGACGAGCUCCUGUAAUUAUCCUACGAUGAGUGAAAAGCACCAUUGAUGUUUUGCCCGGAUUUACAGAUAAUCCAACCUGACAACACCAUUGUUCAACAGAUCGCAGGGCUUGCUGCAUUAAAUCAAAGAGAGUGUUAAUGCUUAUACCGGUCAUCAAUAUAUGAUAAUCGUCGGCAAAACCAUAAGUCGGAAAUCCAAGGUUAUUAAGUUUCCUUAACAAACCAUCAGCGACUAGGUUCCAUAAAAGUGGGGAUAGUACACCACCUUGAGGACACCCACAGACACUUAGCUUUCUAAUCUCUGCUUGCCGAAGCGAUGAACAAAGAAGUCGAUUGCUAAGCAUUGCGUGUAUCCAGUAAGGGAAAAACCCAAGAUAUUCCGUUCACGACUGCAAUGUUUAACCUCCUGCAGCCAUUCAGCCAUCAGCACGGAAAUACACCUUGACUUAGGAGUUCCUAUUUUUGUGGCCUUUUACGACAUGGAACAGGAAACCAGUGGAUCAAUUCUUGGUAAAAAAUAAUUCCGCCGGAUGCCACACGGCUUACCUGUUUGGUGGACUUAUACCACCGGUACAGGUGGACCGUAGCGUUAUUCUUAGCCAGUUGGGAAACCGCUACCGACACUACACGGCUAUCUAGGCUGCUCAGAGAGGGAAGUUGACAUUGAUGGUCAACUUCCAUGGAUGGCCGAGCAGCCGGAAAAUGUCUGCAACACUAUGUACGAAAUCUGCAAAUUUACAGACAAAUCUGCAGAUCUGCUUCGGAAUUCCAUGUGGAAAUCAUGUGUCAUUCCAUUUGUUUACGUAAGUUUCGUCCUCCGUGUUCUAUGCCAACAAACAGGGCGAUACUUCAAUCGUUAGUAAGGAAGGGCGAAACUAUUUAUUAUCUCUAUUUUAGAUGGUUUCCGAACCUAUUACUACUGGAAAUAGUAAAUGGGACGAUACAAUUAAUCGCUGAUUUAUCUUAGUCGCGAAAACCAACUGAUUUCACGAAAAAUACGCAAGGGCGUAACUUCACAAUUCACACAGGAAGCAUAAAAGUAAACAAAUCGAAAAAGGGCGAAACUCCUUCUAUGUUGAUUUAUUCAGUAGAUAUAGAAGGAAAGUGGUAAAAUUUGCAUGCAUUUUAAAGAUGAUCCAACAGUUCAUCGUCUAAUCAAAAAUUGAUCUGAGAAUAUACGAAAAUUUCUAAAUAGGAUUUGAAACCAAAGUCGAAACAUUCAUCGACGUUUUUCUCCAUUCGCUGUCAAUGUUAGAUUCGCCCUUCUUUAGAAAACAGCUGAAAUGUGGCAUAAUAAUGAUAAUGGUUUUCAAAACCUCGUCCUUUAUUCGAUUGUGCUAUUUGUCUACUCUAAAAAGUUGGUCGUCUUUGACAGAUAUACAUUUGUUGAUGCUUUCGAUGAACAAUGAAAUAACAAUUGUCACUAAGGAAUUUUACCAGUUGAAAAUGCAAUUGGCCUCAAUCCAACAGCCGACUAAUUUUUCUUUUGGCUCUAAUGCUAGUUAAUUUCAAUACAACAGACAGCGAUGCCAGGUGAAAUUUUAGGCGUCUGCGUAUUAGAAAUGGUCCUAUGCGACCUCAAUAUUUAGAAGUAUGACGAAAAAACCAAACGAAUACCCUACAGUAAUAGCAAAAGUCAUUAAAAUGGACGAUUGUUUAUAAAAAUUUCGAAAAUCUGCACAAAAGUCGGCUUAAUUGCAAAGUCUGCUAACAAACGAAAUUGCAAAUUUACAUACCAAUCUGCAAACCUGGCAUCAGUGGUUCUGACGCUCAUUAUUGCGCUAUCCUGCGACGAUUCCGUCGUAUUCUAUGUCCAGCUGAAAACCACUAUAAAAUGAAAAGUACGUACUUUUGAAUAUUUAUAAUUCUGACAGAUGCUGAGAUUAUGUUGGUGAUUUUACAGCAACCGAAACAAAACGCUUCAUUCGAAUGUGUUGAUUCUAGUUUUGUUUAUAGGGGAAGCAGGGAUACGAAACUCUUCGGAGCUAAUCAUAGGAAGCCAUCACUGUAAAAUUUUGGAAUCAUACCGUUUUCUACAUGCUACAUGUAGAUAAUUUUUGGUACUUCACAAUAAUUUUGUGGAAGUUUAAAAACUUCGGUCACAAAGUGAACCCUUGUGUCAUAUUCAAGUUAUUUUCAAUCCCUUUUCAAAAGAUGGGAGAAAAACUGCGGUAAAAAUUCUUCGACAUAUGCUUUCAAAUUCAGUUUUGAAUUAUCAAAUUAGGGAAUAAUCCUUGUGAUAUUUUAUUUUGUAAAGAAUUGAACCUCUAAUUGAAAAAAAAUCCGAAAAUUUUGCAGAAUACUUUUGGUUCUGUUGUUUUGAAACAUUUUACAUUUUUUUUAGUUGUGAAAUCUUACUCUGCGCCGAAGUGUAAAGUUUGUGAAGAAUCAGAUAAUUUACAAAUUGUUGGAAGUGCGCUGUCAUUUCGUUGUUGGGCGAAUAACAUUUUUCUCGAUCAUCAAUCGAUAGUUAAGCGAUGGUCAAUAUGAUUCCCUCUUCCCCUAUUUCAACUAUUCUAUCAACUAACAAUAAGCAAAAAUGAGAUUUGAAACAAACAAGAACAAACUCUGUCGUUAAUGGUAAUAAACAAAGAUGAAGAAUAACAAUAUAUAUGAAUGUUUUAUAUAUUUCUGGUUUUUAUACAUAUCCUGCAAUUGAAACGUCGAGACAAAAUAUGCAUGUAAAUUGAACCUUCAUAUAAUAGAUGACGGCAAAGCAGAAACCGUUGCUUGGAUUAUGUUCCUGAAAACGAAAUUCAAAUUCCAAAACAAAAUUCAGUUCCUUUUAAAAAAAACAUUUUUUUUUUGUUUUCGUCAUAAGUUUUUGUUGCAAAUUUUUGGAAACAUGGCUGUGCGUUGUUUUGAUGCAUUAAUUUCAGUUUCUAGUUCCUUAGAGUGGCGGCGGGGUCUUUCGUUACAUUGACCGAAACGAUCCACCUGGACUGAGGGUUGCUCCAGAUUGGGGUCAUUUCGGCCAGUAUCAAUGACAUAUUUUUGUAUAUUAUAGACAAACUGAACUAAAUAGAACAAAUGUUACCCGAUGUAAAUAAUGAAUAAAAUACCAACAACAAAAAAAAACAAAUCAAUGGUAAAAGCACCUAUUAUUUUUAAAUCUUGAAAUGAUAAAAAUAAAAAAGGGAGAAAAACCGGUUGACAUUUUAAUGAGGAAUUUGUACGAAACCGGCAAACUGCAAGAGAUUACAACUACUUUGUUUUCGGUUUAAGGAUAAUCAUUCCAGAAAGAUACACGUAAUCUAUAAAGCAUACAAAUUAACUAUAAAAAACACAAGUUAAUACAAAUCAACUGACUAUUUAGGAUUAAGAGAACAUAGUAAAGGAGUCAAACUCAAGAGAGAACAAAAAAAACAAAUGUCUUCAAUCUAUAAGAUUGAUGAAGAAUGAGAAAUUCUUGUUUGCAAUGAGACAACAAGAUGAAGAGAGAGAAAAAAAACCACUAAUCGUUUUUUAGAAAUACGAUUUUUUACUGUAACUAUGAUGGUAAAAUACACACAGAAAAAUUUAAAUUAAAACAAAAAGCAAAACUGCAAACGAAUUAAAAACUUAGUGUAAAUAAGAGCAAUUUCCAUAAAUUGCAACAGCAACAACAACAACAAAACACAAACCGAUUGUAAGAUUAGCUUCAACUGGAAAGUUACACUUUAAGGAAGGUGAAAUCAAGUGAAACAAUGUGCCAAAAACUAGACGGAAGAUGGCGGCGCCGCGAGCGGGUUCAGCUGUCAGACAUUCGCAACAAUGUAUGACAGUUGCUUACGGCUCUUUUGGCGUUUGGUGGGAUGAGAUUUGAAAACAUCACGCCGGAAAGGUCUACGUCUACGCGGUUAUUCAACUCUAUUCUUAUUCUGGGUAGCCCCCGUAGAAUAAGGUUGAUCUGCCUAAAGUGAAGUUUUUUUUUGUAGGGUAGGUUCGAUCUUUGCAAAAAUCAUGCAUCAUAGUCAAUUCUGAGUUGAUUCAUUCAAUCAAGUUUCGAUAAAAAAAAACAAACGAGACUGCUCUAAAUAUGGGCAAAUGUAUUCAACAGGCAAACCAGGAUUUACACAAACUUACUAGUUUUUGGAUAAAAGUUUUCAGAAUUGAGUAGCACUGAAUAAGAGUGUAGACACCGUCAAAAAACUCAUUCAAAAUGACAGUGCGCUCUGAUGAACUUCAAAUCUCCAUCCACCGAAAGAAAAACACGCACAGUGGCUUGUUUAUGUGCGUGAACACACGGCGAGCGUCCAUCUUCGAGGAGUCAAAACUGUAAAAUAAAAGAUGUCUGCUCACUUAAAAAUAAAACGUUUAUAAAGCGAUAUUUUCAACUAAAUGGAUGAAAGACUGAUUUGCUUCUGAGUUAUGGGGAUCGUGAGUUUGUUUGUGAACAUUCCGGCACGGUCUGUGUGAUUGUGAAAAUGUUCUGUCAAACAAAGAUCACAAUGUUUUUGUUUAUUUUUAUUUUUGUUCGUUUCUGCGCGGUGUGUCAAUUCUUCCUAUGUAUAAGUGUGAAGAGGUACUAAACUAUAGCGCCCUAGAAGUCACUUUCGUUUCUGUUCUCUGACCUACAGCCUAAUUAAAAUCGGCAGUUCGAUUUCCAGAACUCCAAGGGAGUAAAAUCAUUAUGUAGUUCGAAAAUUCAAAUCAUCAAAUCUUUCCUCCAGUUCCUUUCCAACACUCUACUAACAACUUUGACACCGCGCAUAAUGAUUACUUUUAAGGAAACGUUUCAAAAAACUAUACUCUAGUCAUCAAUCAGUAAUAUCACAUUUAAUUUGAUAAACAUAUAAUGAAUAUAAAUUUGCUCAUAAAAUCACUGUAUAAAUUUGACAAUAUAGAAAUCAAACACCGAGAAAAAAUGAGAAACAUGAUUGAUUUAAUGAAAAAGAAAAAACUAAAUAAAUCAAAACCCUAACCCCUUUUGGAACCGAAACCCGAAGAAAUAGAAAACCCAAGUACAACCCUGACUAAGAAUCACGAAGGAAGGAAAAUAUCGCGACUUUCGGAUUGUUCCGGACAACCUACAGGCCCGGUGAUUAUACUCACUCAAAGGGCUCUUGUUUGAGUAUAAUCGCAAGAACAGCCUACUGCGAGGUAGAGCUGCACGUUCCGCUAGCUUCUCCAUCCGAAAGUCAAAGCGAGCCAGCUGUCAGUGUGCAAAGUGGUCGAACAAAAGGUAUAAACACAAAGGGCAGGUUAGAUUAAUUUCCGGUGAAGAAUUUCCCCCCUUCCUGGUGGAAAUCAAAACACACAACAAAAAAAAACUUUUAAAUCGAACCCUCUAAUAAAGGUGCGCGUUUUAGUGCAUACCAAAACAACAACAACAACAACAACCGAUUGAGAGACAUUUUGUUAAUUACAGAGCAAACAGAACAGAAUAGCGAGGGAAAAAUAAAGUGGUGCGAGUACACCAAAAAGCUCAAACAAACGUGGUUUUAAAUUUGCUACUGAAGCGAACUGGGGAGCGAAAGCACGAAUUAUAAAUGAACAGAUUAUAUUUAUAAAAGUUAUCAAAAUUCGCUCAUCUGCAGGGCGGCGAUGGUUCAACUAAGAGGAAGUUACUAGUAGUAGUAAUAAAGGCCUCCGCAGCCUACCAAACGAGAUGCGAAUGAUGAAAUGAAAUGAUUUAUGAGUUUAAAACAGUGGUGAGGAGCAACAAAUACAAAUACUUUAUUUUUUAUAAGAAAACAAAUGAAAAAAAAACUAGAAAACUCAUUGAAAGUAUAAAAACACACACACAUACAAGGGAGAGAAUAAAGAAAUCGUUUUGUUCUAAACACGAAAAAAUAAGAGAAACAAACUAAAAGCAUAACAGCAAAACUAUGAAGAAGAAGAAGAAGAAGAAAAAACGAAAUAUAGUAGCCUAAGUAACACACCCAACCCGGAAGAUUCGACGGAACGAAAUAAUUAUGCCUCCAAAUUUGUGAACGUCGAAACCCUCCGAGCAUGUCAAAUGUGUGUGUCGCAAGCACGCUAUCAAUUGUUGUUUUUAAAAAAAGAAAAUAAAUAUGAUUUUGGUGCUUUGGUUGGGUGUGUGCCGUCAAUUCAGUAACACUCAUCAACUCAUCAGAAGAAGCGAAGCGCAUUCACACGCGCCGAAUGAUUGUGUGAGUGUGCUACUGAACAAAUAAAAAAAGAAGAAGAAAAACCAUUUUGUUUUGUUUUAUAAACAGUUACAAAGAAAGGGAAACUUUGAAAACAUAGCAGUGUACACAUUAGAGAAAAUACAAGGAAAUUCAAAAAAAAAAAUCACGUCAAAACGAGAAGAAACUAACAUGCUGUGAGGAAUUAAGAUGCAAAACAAAAAAAAAACAUAUGAAGCAACACAACAUAGUUGAAACAAACAUUGAAUCGAAAUAAAACCAAUGCAAAAUGAAGUAAUUAUGAAGGAACGUGCGAAUGAACGGUUUGGUACAGCUGAAUGAUUAGAAGCAGAAAACAGAAAUAGAAUGAAUUGGUGAGGGCAAAGCAAGACAGGUCAAAGCAAACGAGUAGUCCUGUGAACAUAAAACAUGAAAAAUUAAUAAAUGUAUUUUAAAUGUUA